AUGCUUUUCAUUCACACUCGUACCGUGGCUCUGGGCCCGUUUCAUCGUGCUUAUGCCACCCGCCUCUCAUACAAUGCACCUAUCGUGGCCAAGAGAGCAUAUUCGAGAACGUUUUUCAGUUGGAAGGCAGCGUUAACAUUCUUUGCGGCUGGCAGUUACUUGGCGUAUACCGAAUCUCUUUUCGAGAUAUACUCUGAUUACACCUCUACUGAUACAGAAGGAGAACUCCUACCAAUUCAGCUCGAUUUCAAAUUAAGAAGUCUUCCAUUGUAUCAAAGCAUGAUGCACUCACCAGCAUCCAAAAAUUGGGUCAGAUUGAGCUCUUGGGAGAAUUUGGAUAGAAAUGUUUUCGACGGACAAGACAGGAACGUAAAAGUCACAAAUCAAGAAGAAUACAAAAUCCCUAGUUUAGCUAACCAUACAUUGGCAAAACCAGGAGGCAUUCUUGUCAAGCCACUAAUCUUUCACAAUAUUGAAACAGAUGAAACUGUUACGAUUGUGCAUAUGGGAUAUAAAUUGUGUGGAUAUCCCUUCAUCAUCCAUGGAGGUAUCCUUGCCACCUUAUUGAAUGAAACCUUCAAGCGAAAUGCUUCUCUAUCGAAUGCCACGACUUCGUCUUUGAAAGAUGACUUCAAGGUCGAGUCUUUGAGCAUUAAUUACAAACGACCCCUGUUUGCAAACCAAUUCUUUAUUGUGAAGACAAAAGUUGAUAAGAGUGAUAAAAGUACAAAGGAAAUCAAGCUACACAGUGUAAUUGAAUCUGAGAAAGGAAAAGUGUUGGUUGAUAGUUUUGCUACGCUUAAAAACACAGGCAGAGAGACGAAGAAGGCCAAUGAAACUCAGGCUAGUAAAUGGGCCAUUUUUUAA
Messenger RNA from Sungouiella intermedia, 867 nucleotides. The record is from the annotation of a GenBank genome assembly. NCBI's taxonomy places the organism in Eukaryota, Fungi, Ascomycota, Pichiomycetes, Serinales, Metschnikowiaceae.